AUGGCACAGAUAUAUGGCAAUGUUACAACAAUCUACUCAACAACAACUCAGUGGCCGGUCUCUGAGAAAACACAGCUACUGCAGCAGUAUGAUGCUUCAAUGGCUGGCUGUAACCACACGUCAUCAAAUAUCACAUGUCACCAUCUGAUAGAGAAGGAGAUGACACCACACAAUACCACAUUACACCUUGCAACACCACACAAUACCACAUUACACUUUGCAACACCACACGACAUCACAUUACACCUUGCAACACCACACAUCACAUUACACAAUAAAACACCAUACUACAACACACUACAUAAUACAACACCACCACACUACACCAUCCAACAUCACACUACAUCACAUUACAUAACAGCACAUCACACUACACCACAAUACCACAUUACAUAA
Messenger RNA from Candidula unifasciata, 396 nucleotides. The record is from the annotation of a GenBank genome assembly. Lineage: Eukaryota; Metazoa; Mollusca; Gastropoda; Stylommatophora; Geomitridae.